Messenger RNA from Salvelinus namaycush (lake trout), 5001 nucleotides. Its product is annotated as protein turtle homolog B-like. Gene Ontology annotation, biological process: cell-cell adhesion. The transcript is spliced from 19 exons. Gene Ontology annotation, molecular function: protein binding. The coding region runs from base 1 to 5001 and encodes 1666 amino acids. Lineage: Eukaryota; Metazoa; Chordata; Actinopteri; Salmoniformes; Salmonidae. The record is from RefSeq and is a predicted model, not a curated record.
AUGAAACCAGAUGGACAGAACACUGUGUUGCUACAAACGGCAAAGGCAUGGGUAGAAGGCCCAUCGGGCAGGAAGAUAGCUCGUUGCUUACUAGAUGGAGGCAGUCAGAGAAGCUUCAUACAUGAAAACCUUGUGAAGGGCUUGAAGCUACCAGUAAUCAGACAAGAGGCACUCACUCUUCACACGUUUGGCUCCUCUGCCCCAGCAACAUCCCAACGCAACACAGUGAAAGUCAUCUUGGAGAAUGUCUGGGACAAACAGCAGAGAAUAGAGAUAGAGGCAAUUGAAACCCCACAAGUGUGCACAGCUGUGAUGAAGGUUCCUGGUGAACAGAUUCGACAUGAGCUCAAUAGAAAAGGACUGCAGCUCGCAGACUUUCCAGGAGAUGACAAUGAUCCUGAACUCUCUGUCCUGAUAGGAGCAGACUACUACUGGCAGAUAGUAUCAGGCAGAGUGGAGCGACUGACGGAGACGCUGGUUGCUUUAGAGAGCACCUUUGGAUGGUCGGUGCAGGGACCCGUGUUCAUGUCAAGUGUCGCCGAGGCAACUUGCAUGUUCAUCCCACUUGAUGAAGACACACUAGUCUCCAAACAACUGCAUACAUUCUGGGAGCUUGAGUCUCUGGGUAUUAUAAGCGAGAAAACACAGAACACAGAGGAAACCGAGGCUCUACAGAGGUUCGAGGAAACAACCACCUUCAAAGAUGGUCGAUACCACGUGGAGUUGCCAUGGAAACGAGAAAUGCCAGAACUCAAAGACAACUAUAGAAUCGCCAAGAAACGGUUUGAAGGUCUGAAGAAAAGACUGAAGAAGGAUGUGACGUUGUACAGCAGAUACAAUGAAGUGGUAGAGGACUACUUACAACAGGAUAUGGCAGAGGACGUGCCCAAGGACAACGCAUCAAGUGCAGACAACCGAUGUUCCCCCCGGGGCGAGGGGAUGGGGGGUGAGGGAGGGAGGAAGGGCGGCAAUGCUCAGUCUAAUGGAGGAGAUCCAGAGAUCCAGGCUGGCUCAAUGAGAGCGGAGCGGGGGAGGCAGCUGGACAAAAUCCAUUCCCAGAGUGAGCGUUCUGCUGAGGCAGUUGCCCACGGUGUGAGAGAGGAGCCCCAGUUUGUGACGGCGCGCGCUGGAGAGAGCGUGAUCCUGGGAUGUGACGUGUCCCCUCCCCUGGACGGCCAGCAGCCCCCCUACGUGGUGGAGUGGUUCAAGUUCGGAGUGCCCAUCCCCUUCUUCAUCAGCUUCCGCUUCCACCCUCCUCAUGUCGACCCAGAGUACACCGGUAGAGCCAGCCUGCACGGGAAGGCGUCUCUUCAGAUCGACCCAGUGCGCUCAGAAGACCAGGGCUGGUACGAGUGUAGGGUCCUGAUGUUGGAGCAGCAGUACAACACCUUCCACAAUGGCAGCUGGGUGCAGCUCACAGUCAAUGCCCCUCCCACUUUUACGACCACGCCCCCACAGUAUGUGGAAGCCAAGGAGGGGGGCAGCACACUGCUGACUUGCUCCGCCCAGGGAAACCCCAAACCCAUGAUCAGCUGGCUGAGGGAGGGGGAGGAGCUUGCAACCAGGGGAAAAUACAAGGUGCAUGAUGGAAGUCUGACGGUGCUGGGGAUCACUCGGGACGACAGAGGGGCGUAUACGUGUCGAGCCUUCAGCGACCAGGGAGAGGUGCUCCACACCACCCGUCUGCUGGUCCAAGGGCCACCGUAUAUUAAGUCACCGCCAGAGAACAUCACUGUCAACAUAUCCCAGAAUGCACGCUUCACCUGUCAAGCAGAGGCGUAUCCUGGCAACCUGACCUACACCUGGUUUUGGGAGGAAGAUAACGUCUACUUCACUAAGAAUGACCUGAAAAACCGAGUCCGCAUCCUGAUCGACGGAACCCUCCACAUCUUCCGGGUGAAACCAGAGGAUGCUGGGAAAUACACCUGCAGCCCAAGCAACAGCCUCGGAACGCCACCGUCAGCAUCAGCACACCUCUCUGUUCAGUACCCUGCCCGCGUGCUCAACAUGCCCUCCAUCAUAUACGUCCCACGGAAACUGCCAGGGAUCAUCCGCUGCCCAGCGGACGCCAACCCGCCGGUGAUAUCAGUGAAGUGGGAGAAAGAUGGCUACCCUCUCAGAGUGGAGAAGUACCCCGGUUGGAGCCAGGCACCGGAUGGGAGUAUUCGGGUGGCGGAGGCCACAGAAGACUCCCUCGGCACCUACACCUGUAUGCCUUACAACGCCCUGGGUACUAUGGGCCAGUCUGACCCGGCCAUUCUGGUGCUAAAGGAUCCCCCCUACUUUAACGUGAGGCCUGGUGGGGAGUACCGCCAAGAGGCUGGUAGAGAGCUGGUCAUCCCCUGUGCUGCCUCGGGAGACCCUGAGAUACCAACCAUCACCUGGAGGAAGGUGGGGAAGCCCAGCAAGAGUAAGCACAACAUCCUUUCCAGCGGCAGCUUACAGUUCCUGUCCCUCAGCAAGGAGGAUCAUGGGGAAUGGGAGUGUGUGGCCACCAAUGUGGUCACCAGCAUCACUGCCAGCACGCGCCUCCUCGUCAUUGGCACCAGCCCACAUGCUCCAGGCAACAUUCGUGUGUUGCCCUCUGUGACCUCGGCCAACGUGUCCUGGGAGCCGGGUUACGACGGAGGCUUUGAUCAGACAUUCUCAGUGUGGUACGGCCCAGUGUUGAAAAAGGAGAAUUUUGGCCCCCAUGACUGGCACUCCAUGCCGGUGUCGGGGUCUCAGACGUGGUUGGUGGUGCCGGGGUUGGAGCCCAGGACAGAGUACCAGUUCAGCGUCCUGGCACAGAACAAGCUGGGCACAGGCCCUUUCAGCGAGGUCGUGACGGUUAACACAGUAGUGUCUCCCCUGAGUACCCCUGAACCACAGGUGCUUCUUACUCCACCACGGUGCCUCACAGCCAAUCGCACGCAGCACGGCGUCCUGCUAACAUGGCUCCCGCCAGCCAAUCACUCCUCGCCUGUCGACCGCUACAUCAUGGAGUUCCGUCUCGGAGAGAGGUGGGAGGUCCUCGACGAUCUGAUCCCUGCCGCUGAGACUGAGCUGAUGGCCAGGGACCUAGUCCAGGAGUCCUGGUAUGAGUUCAGAGUCAUGGCCGUCAUGGAUGACCUCAUCAGUGACAGCAGUAAUGUGGUGGGAGUGUCCAGCACAGAUCCCUUCCCCCCUACGGAGGUGACUGAAGAGGGGUUGGCGAGGCCCGUGGUAGCGGGCGUCGUGGCAACCAUCUGCUUUCUGGCGGCUGCGGUGCUCUUCAGUACUCUAGCAGCCUGCUUCGUCAACAAACAGCACCGACGCAAACUCAAACGCAAACCAGACCCUCCCCUGUCUGUAACACACUUCAGGAAAAGCAUUGACUCACCGCUGUCCUCUGGGAAGAUCAGUCCAGAGAGCUCCCCUCCCGCCUCGCGGCCCCAAUCACUGUCCUCGGAUGAGGCCCACGGCCCGGGCCUGUACGUCAGGAGGCUGCCAAGCCCUCAGAGAGACAAGGACAAAGAGCUCUCCUUCUACAAGAAAACCAAGCGUGCCAUAGCCAGCAAGAAGUACAGCGUGUCCAAGCACGAGGCAGAGGUCACCAGCCCUAUCGAGCUGAUCAGCCGCGGUCCCGAUGGUCGUUUCAGCAUGGCCAGCCCGCCAUCAGCCCACCGCCGCAUCCAGGGCUUCCCGUUCGCUGAGGAGUCCGACAUGUAUCCUGAGUUCCGGCAGUCCGACGAGGAGAAUGACUUUGACCCCGGGCCCCUACCCCCGAUCAUGGCCACGCUCCGACCACAGCUCUCCCCAACAUCCUCCAGUCUGGAGUCCACGCAGCCCCCCAACUACAGCCCCCGCCUCCACAGGCCCAUGGAAGGUAUGAGCUUUGUGGAGGGCAGUGGGCAUCAUGCUGCAGGGCAGGCCCCAGCCUCCCGCUACAGGGAUUUUCCACAGGUCCCCUUCUAUGGGUAUCUAGGCAGCCGCGGGGAAUCGGGUAUACCGCCACCUUUUUACAUGCCUGACAUCAGUCCCCGUAGUUCCACUCUAUCCUCCCCCCCAGGCACUGCUGACGGGGGACCCUACGGUUAUCCCUCCAUCCCAGAGGAGAGGGAAGAGAUGGAACUCCAUCAUCAGUACACUGCCUCUGGCCAUUCCCUAGCACAUACACACAGUACUCCCCCUCGCUCCCCUCGCUCACCUGACAGCUGGCAGCCUCACGAGUUCCCCUUCCUGGGUCUGGAGGGGCCCCGCUUCAUUUAUCCACCUCACCACCCCUUACAUCAUCACCAGGACCUUCCCGACCCUCCACCGUACCCCCCUCUCCACUCUCUCCCCCCCAGCCGCCUGCACCUCCCCAGCCCUCGGCUCCUGCAGCUGGAGGUCCCAAUGGCUCCGCAGAGCAGGGACCGACCCCCAGGCCCUCCAGCUAGGCGCUUAGCUAUGCAACAGGCCCAGAGUCUCGGCCAGCUCAGACACACGUCCCAUGGUGUGGGUGUACCAGUGUUGCCUUACCCUGACCCGGCAGCCCGUGAAGGGAGCCCAAGCACAGCCCGUAGCAGCAGCCCCCAGUCCUGGCUCAGCCCGAGGUCAGGGCGUAGGACAGAUCCCUCCCUGCCCCCGCUGGUCCUCCAGCCCUCCCGCCUCUCCCCCCUCUCCCAGAGCCCUCUUAGCACCCAGCCAGGUUCUCCAGAUAUUCUAGUCCGCCCCCCGCCCCGCCCCAGCAUCCUCCGCACAUCCCACUCUCUGGAGAUGCCUGAGAUCACCCUGCACCCCCAAGCCACUGUCAGUUUCUCCCGAAGGUCCUCCCUGGCCACCUCCCCCACCCAGGGCCAGCAGGGAAGCCGCAGGCCCAGCCCCAGUUACCGUCCCCACAUGUCCUAUGCCUCCACCGCAGCCAGUUAUCCCUCCCAGUCCCCCUCUCCCCCCUUGGAGAGCAGGGAUGUGUUCGGGCAGUGGCCGUCCCAGAGGAGGACAGAGGAGGAGAUGCUGCCCUCAGAGCCCUCCCAGCUCCAGAUAUCCGCCUCAGGGUAG